Pseudo-nitzschia multistriata is the source of this 1528-nucleotide messenger RNA. Lineage: Eukaryota; Bacillariophyta; Bacillariophyceae; Bacillariales; Bacillariaceae. The record is from the annotation of a GenBank genome assembly.
CUGAUAUAUUUAAUACAGAYAAAGGGUUUUCRAAAUGUCGGGUCUGUACGAUUCUCUUCUUCUUGUCGUAUACCUWUAUGCCGGUUCUUCUYKAGAUAAAUAUUCCUUCCCUAAGCUUCUUAGGGCCUGACUUUCACCGAAAAUAACGACUUCUUGUUGGUACGGUAAUGUAUGAAGAAUAUAGGUUCGUACGGCGGGUCUGGAAACUUCCAAUGCGGUUCCCUUUUGACGCACGGGCUGUUSCACACAGAUGGAGAACRCUCGUUGGUACUUUUAUCAUCACGCRUUAUUUUGAUAGUAACAAKUGAUAACAACUGAUAUUUAUUCCAAUACCUUGCAAAAUAGCACAACUUGGAGAUUGCAUAGCCAAACAAUCGACAACAGUGUUACAAACAGCCAUAUCGAUUCUGCAUUUCAAUUCACAAUCAUAGCAAGAGACAGGWAUUACCAUGGACCACAGUGCUUGGCAGAAGCUKGGCAGUUGGAUGGGAAAGAUCGACGAGGCCAUUACGGCUUACGAUCAAGCCGACAGUGAAUACGGUACUAUUUGCAAUCGCUCGCAAUCAUCGAUGCUGACGACAACAACGACGGCCAACAACGAAAACGAUGCCAACAUCGCGCUCCGGUGGGAAGUACUGGAGGCAAGGAGGAAGGUCGUCGAGGCGACCUGUGAGGGAUACGUGUCGUUGAUUCAUCAGUCAUUCGAGGAUUGCAAAUCCAAUGUAAGAAUAGCGACUGAUAAAUCUCGYUUCGAGGAGCAGCGAAGAAUUAUGUUUCAAGACGCAGAGGUUCGAUUCGCAGAUGCGAUARCAAAUCAUAAAAUCCGAUCAGAUCGGCAAAAAGCCAACGAUGGCAAUCGGGAAAUGAAGGACGCGUUAGAUUCUUCGGCGAAGGUAGUAGAUGCUGUCGAAAAUAUGAAAAUGACGGUCAGCGUAGACUGGUGGAUGUUCCUUCAAGAAAUGGAUCAACUGAUAAGGAAUAGAACGAAGAUCAAUGUGGAGACCGAUCAGGAUGGGGACAGCACAGACAGUUUUAGUGACCCUCCUUCGAACGAYGACGACAAGGCAAGCGCGAAGUAUAUGGACCAUUUUAACGCCUACCUCGAUAAUAUGGAUUUUGAGGAUGACUGCGCUGAUAUGAUUGAACACGAGGAACCAGUGCCCUUGUACAAUGAUUAUGGCUCAGAAAGCAUGAUAGUAGAAGAAUGGAGUGCCCGCGUUGACAUCGCCGGCGUUGAUUCCAUGUACAAUUGGUAUCGCAUGCACAAUCCUACGUUAUCCCCAGAUUUUGGAAAGUCAUGUUAAUCCCUUGCACGGUGACAUGAGCUAAUAAAUUUUGUGUGUGGCUACUUGAGAAAAGCCAUUCURCCAAUAUGUAACUAUUUUUUAAACAAUACCAUGCUAACUUCACAGAAACAAACUUCGUCACCCUACGUACCUCCCUUCCCUUCAAAAUUAGACCCAUUCGUAUCUCAUUCACAAAAASCCAUCAUCGAUUCAGACAACUGCAAUAAAAUUUAUGGCUCAGA